AUGAAUAAUAAUGAACGCAGUUCAUUAGAAAUUAAUAAACAAGAAUUAAAAGAAAUAAUUUUAAGAGAAAUUAAAAUUAAAACUAAAAUACUUCAAUCAAAUCAAAAAUUUAAUGGAAUAAAAUAUGAAGGAUAUUGUAGUGUUCUUAUUGGAGAUGAAGUUCCAGGGAAAUUUACAAUUAGUACAUUUCCACCACCAAUUGAAGAUGAAUUUUUUUCAAUAGAAAAUUUAUUAAAAAUAAUUGAAAAAUUUGAAGAAGAUAUUGAAAUUAUUAAUACAGCAAUGUAUUGUAUUGCAAUUAUGGUAUUAGAAAUAACAAAUAGAAGUAAAUUUAAAAAAAGUAAAGGAAUUGAAAUUAUUAAAAAAAUAAUUAGAAAAUAUGAAUUUAAUUUAACAGUUUUAAGAUGUUGUUGUUCAAUAUUAGCAAAUGUUGGACCAUAUAUUAUUAAUUUAGAAUGUAUUAAAGAAAUAGAAAUAAUAAUAAAAAAAUAUCCAUAUGAUCAAUUUAUUCAAACAGCAUUAUGUGCAACAUAUGCAAAUUAUGCAAGAAUAAAUCCAAGAAUUAUUGUUGAAAAAGGAAUUAUAGAAAAAAUGAAACCAAUGUUAAAUGAAAUAAAUAAUACAGAUUUACAAUAUUCAGUAUUAGCAGCAUAUUCAAAUAUAUCAAGAAAUUGUAUUAUUGGACAAAAAAAAUGUAUUGAAAAUAAAAUACAUGAAAUAAUAAUAAAUAAAUUAAUAAAAGAAAAAUGUACAAUACAAUAUUGGAGAAUUUCAUGUAAUACAUUAGGAUGUUUAACAAUAAAUGGAUUAGGAUAUGAAAGUAAUGAAGUAGUUAAAUAUGCAGAAAGAAAAGGAUUAAUUGAUAAAAUUAUAGAAAUUCUUCAUAUUAUUGAACAUAAAGAAAUACAAGAUAAAAGAUUUGAAAGAAUGUAUGGAUGUUUAGCAAAAUUUGCACUUGUUCAACCAAUUAGAAGAAUUCCUAAAUUAAUUUGGAUUUGUUAUCAACAAUGUUUAAAAAAAAUAAUAAUACCAAAUUCAUUAAAUAAAAUAUUUAAUAAUGAUUCAUUUAAAUGUCAUAUUUGUAAAAAAAUAUGUGAUCCAAUGAUGAUAAGAAGUAUUAAAUUUCAAGAAAAAUUAAUAUUAAUGUCAUAUUGUAGUAUAAAAUGUUGGAAAAAAAGACAUGAAAAUUUUAAAUAA
Molecule: messenger RNA, 1197 nt
Organism: Entamoeba dispar SAW760
Lineage: Eukaryota; Evosea; Mastigamoebida; Endamoebidae
Exons: 1
Coding region: 1-1197 (398 amino acids)
Source: RefSeq, a predicted model, not a curated record